AUGCCUUCCGCAAGAUCUCAAGCCAACAAAAAGAGGAAAUUAUCUGCAACAAAAAAUUUAAACCAAAAAACCACGAACAGUACAUAUGAUGAUCAUAAUAAUGGACCAUUCUGUCCAGAUAUUAUUUUCGAAAUGCUUACUUUUCUUGAUUCAAAAUUUAUCCUUCGGGUCUGUAUGAAAAUUUCAAAACAGUGGAGAGAAAUUUCGUUGAAAAUUCCUUUGCACUGGAUGUUCCUCGGAUUAGGAAUUAUUACCCACUUAGAGAACAAUGAGUGCAUGAAGAAUUUAACGUCCGUAAAGUUAAAAUGUUUAAAUAACAAUCAAGAUCUCAAAUUUCUUAGCAGCGAAAUAUUUCAAAAUUUAGCGUCUCUAGAUUUACGACACAACAAGAUGAACAACGAAGAUCUUCAUUAUAUUUCUAACACUGAGAGUUUGCAUAAUUUGACUUGUUUGAGGUUAGGAUAUAACAACAUUGACUGUGAAGGUGUUAAAUGUCUUUCCAACAGUAACCACUUGAAGAAUUUAACUUCAUUAGAAUUGUUAAAAAAUAAUAUUGGUCAUUGUGGUGCGCAAGCUAUUUCCAAUAGCGAAAAUUUGAAGAGACUGACUUCUUUAGAUAUGAGUUUCAACAAAAUUGGCUGUGAGGGUGCUAAAUUCGUUGCUAACAGCGAAAAUUUGCAAAAUUUAACAUUACUAAAUUUGAGUGUAAACAACAUUUGUAAUGAUGGUGCGAAAUUCAUCUCCAAUAGCGAACAUUUGAAAAAGCUUACCUCAUUGAGCAUGAAUAGAAAUAUUAUUUACAGUGAAGGCGUGAAAUUCAUUUCUAGCAGCGCAUCUUUGUCCAAUUUGACUUCACUUAGUUUGAUUUCCAACAACGUUGGUAGAGAAGGUGCCACAUAUCUAGCCAAUGCUGAAUACUUGAAAAAUUUAAGGUCCUUGUAUUUAAGCCACAACAACAUUAGCUGUGAAGGUGCCAAAUUCAUUUCAAAUAGUGAAUAUUUGAAGAGUUUGACAUCAUUAGACCUUUGUAACAACAAUGUUGGUUUUGAAGGCGCCCUUGCUAUUGCCACCGGUAACAAUUUUCAGAAUUUAACCUUAUUGGAUUUGAAUUUUAAUGAUAUUGGCAUGGAAGGUGCCCUCUCUAUUGCUACUAGCCAAAAGAUGAGAAGGUUGAAAGAAUUUCGACAUGAUUACCGAGGACAGAAUGGACUCUGA
Messenger RNA from Naegleria lovaniensis, 1215 nucleotides. RefSeq lists its product as uncharacterized. The coding region runs from base 1 to 1215 and encodes 404 amino acids. Gene Ontology annotation, biological process: nucleocytoplasmic transport; activation of GTPase activity. Gene Ontology annotation, cellular component: perinuclear region of cytoplasm; nucleus; cytosol. The transcript has a single exon. Gene Ontology annotation, molecular function: small GTPase binding; GTPase activator activity. Lineage: Eukaryota; Heterolobosea; Eutetramitea; Acrasida; Naegleriidae. The record is from RefSeq and is a predicted model, not a curated record.